Molecule: messenger RNA, 1024 nt
Organism: Annulohypoxylon truncatum
Lineage: Eukaryota; Fungi; Ascomycota; Sordariomycetes; Xylariales; Hypoxylaceae
Exons: 2
Coding region: 310-627 (105 amino acids)
Source: RefSeq, a predicted model, not a curated record
AGCGAGUUCCUAGAACUAAAGAAGAACGGAACUUCACGAGAGUGACCAGACUGGCCACUGUGACAUACUGCUCUAGAUUAGCCCCUUCCACCAGCUCAAUUCCUUUGAGCUUAUUGAAAGUCUCAGCGGCGGCCCCUAAAUUCGACAGGACUCUGUGUCAAGCGUCGAAGCCUAAGAGUAUCUUCGUACACCUAUACUUCAUAUAAAGUCAGCUUCAUCUUGAACCGAAACAACAUCCAGCGAUAACCCGAGCUGUCUCUCAGAUAUCAUCGUAAUCUGAACAUUACGUUAUCAAUUACCAAACUCACGAUGUCAAACUCGUGGGCAAGCGAGUGCGAACUGACGGCACGCAGAAUUCUGCGACGGGGUUUCUUGAUCGAUGAGAUGCGCGAGAUGUCGACUAUCGCGCUCGGCGAAGAGCAGCAAACAGCGGUGGUCUUAAUCAUAUCCACGGGAACCCACCCGAUAUAUAAUGUUUCACACUGGGAGCCUGGUAUUAGGGAAGGCCUAGUCGACAUGGCAAAGGAUGGAUUAGAGGGGAGAAUGAUUAUAUACGGCUUGGGUUUCCAGUUCAAGAGGCGUGAAGAUGUCGCUCACAUCACUCAUUCCAGACGGAGUUCGGCUUGACAAUAUUGUCAAGUAUAUGGUGCAGUACUUUAGAUAGAGAACUAGGUGGCCAAAGUGUGGUGGAUAUAGAGGUGUAUUAGUAUCAAAGUAAUAAGAAAGUUAACUUGGUUAGAACUUUCCUGGAGCAGAGGCUUUAAUAUUUCCGUGUUUAGUAUGCAGAAGGCAGCUUCAGAUAGGCCAAAAGGAUGCAUAAACCACGUGAGGUAUCAUACUUCGUUGGUGAUGCUGCGUCCCUAACACAAGCGUCUAUUCAGGCCGUGUUGAAAUUUGCUUUGAAUAGCUAACCCAUUAAUUGUAGCCUAUGAAUCCUGCCGCAGAAUAAUAGCCGCGAAGAAUCGAAAGGCUAAGAAAGAAAGGCUAAGAAUCUAUGCUAUCUGAAGGAUCUAUUGAGUUUAUG